CUCUUCUUCACAGGCUCCCGCAACACACGCACCCACAGCACCCACACCUAUCUACCCAUACACCUAUACACAUACAUAGCACGCCCACAUACGCGCGCUCCGACCAUGUUGCCUGCCUCACUCGCCGCCAUCGCCACAGUCUCGCUCGUCAGCUUUCUCUACAAGCGACGCGAGACGCCGGGCGAAGGCCCUCACGCCGAUGCUGGACCGGAAACCCUAUCGGAGCCCGUCGGCAUGGCCCACCUCCUGGACAUCUCCGGGCCGCGUCGGACCGGCGCCGGCUUGAAGCCAGUCUUCUACUCCGGGGCCUACUCCUUCUCAUCUGAUUCCGAGACUGGCGACCUGCCCCCCAGUGGGGCCACCCACCCCGCGGGCGAAGACAUCGAUCUGGUGGACCUUCCAAGCCUGGACACUUCGGAGGUGACCUUCCCCCCGGUCAAGCCGCUCGAGUGGUUCGUGCCGGAGGGCGCCAGUCUUGCCUCGGGCGAUGGCCCGGCGACGGUUGCCGGUCCGGCGCACCCGACUCCCGCGGCGUGUGAGCCCCCGGCCGGUGUCCCCGGCACCGACAGCCCGAUCUCCGAGGCUUCUCCCCUGCGCGAGCGUGAUCCCAAGCGCAAGCGCGAGUCCGAGGUCGCGCAGGAGCCCGAUGGCGAGCCGACGUCCCAGGCCCCCAAGGCCCCCAUUGUCGAUGAUACCCCUCAUGCUGAGACCACCCUGAAUAUGCCUGUGGAUGUCCCUUCAGAGGAGGAUGUCGGCGAGGAUUUCGAGGUGGCCAUUCUCGCCCGCAUUAAGCGUCGCAAGGAGAUCCAGGCUCAAAAGGCCGCCGUUCAGUCGGCUCCCGUUACCGCCCCGGCCCCGGCCCCGGCCCCGGCCCCGGCCCCGGCCUCGACGUCUGCCCCGGCCCCCGCCACAAGCCGCCGCGUGCGGGGCACCAAGCGGGUGAGUAAGUGCACCGCCCAGCGUGCUCGUGCUCCCAUGUCAUCGCUUGGCGUCCUGACGCCCCGGAGCGCGGACAACAUCACCGACACCGAGAGCUUCCUCGACUACCUGGUCCGGCGGACCUCGGCCGAGCCGCCCUCCACCCCCUUGAGCCGGCUAAUUGCUCGUGCGGCGAAGGCCGUGGCCGAGGAGGCCGAGGCUCGCAAGAGCACACUCCUGGCGAAGUCUGGCACUGCCGGGGUCCCGUCUACCUCCACCACUGCCCUUACCUUCGCGCCGACGACCGCCACCACUGCCACCGGCACCGGCGCUGGCACCAGCACCACUGCUUCAAGUGACGAUGCAUCGACCUCCAAGCCCGCCGGGGUGAAUGGCACGACCGGGUCCAGCUCCGGUGCCGGUGCCGCUCCUCUAGCUGCUCCGCUGCUGAGCUUCGGCACCAGCUCCUCCUCCUCCUCCUCGGAUUCGUCUUCUUCCAGCUUCGGCUCCGCGCCCGGGAGCUUCUCCUUCAAUUUGCCGACAUCCGACGACCGGUCGAAGGGGGGCAAGCCCUCCGCCGAGGGUGCCACUUCGCGGCCAGGGGAUGGGGGGUUCCUCUCUCCGUCGCCCAUCACGCUGAAUGUGGGCACCUCGUCGCUAUUUUCUCCGGGUACUGAUGCUGCCUCCCCGGCCACUUCGAAGCCAUCCUCGCGCAAGACCACCGAGCCUGCGGGCCUCCUCUCUUCAUCGUCAUCAAAGCCCGCCUUUACCUUCGGCAGUGGCGCUGAUGCUGGCGCUGGCGCUGGCGCCGGCGCCGGCGCCGGUGCGGGUGCUUCCCUCUCCUCGCUGUCGUCCUCCUCCGCCAGUGGUUCCGCCCUCGGGAGCACCACCAGCGCCGUCGCUGCCUCCAAGGAUGCCGGCCCCAAGUCCGGCUUGUCGUCCGAAUUGCCAAGCGCUUCCUUCACCUUCAACAUCCCGGCCUCCGGCCCGGCUGCCGCCUCCGCCGCCUCCGCCGCCGACCCCAAGCCAGCCACGACGCCGUCCUUCACCUUCAACCCGCCCUCGGGCCAGGAGAAGCCCCCUUCCUCCGAAUCAACUGAUCGCAUUUUUGCCCGGCCCACUCGUGUGGCCACACGGUCCUCCGAUGCCUCUGAGACUAGCAAAAAGCGUGUUUCUUCCACUUCUGCGGCUUCAGACGCCGGCAGCAGCUCGAGUGCCUUCUCCUUCCCUCCUCUCCCCGGGGCGGCGACCUCGAGCGCCGAGGGCGCACUUGAGCCCUCCACUAAGAAGCCGGUUCCGGCGUCCUUCGCUAGCUCGGGCGGCUUUGCCUUCGCCGCGCCGGCCACUUCGACGACCGCACCGGCUGCUUCGACGACCGCACCGGCUGCUUCGACGGCCGCGCCAAGCGCCGCCGCGCCAGCGGUCAACAGCGCCAUCUUCACCUUCACCAUGCCCAAGACCGAGACUAGUGGCUCGAACGCGCCAUCGACAUCGUUGACUUUCGGUGGCGGCGCCGGCACUGCCGGUAACGCCGCCGCUGCGCCAGCCACUUCCUCGUUGACCUUCGGCGCUCCUGCUGCCGGGGCCUCCGGCCCUGUGAGCACCGCGGCCACCUCGACCGCCCCGGGCACCGAGAGUGCCGCUGCCGCUACUGUUACCACCGCCGCCGCCGCCGCCAAUGGCGCCCCAGCUGGCUCGCCCUCCUCUGCCGCUCCGGCCACCACCGGCUUCACCUUUAACACGGCAGCCACCCCGGCGACCACCGCUCCUUCGGUCCCCGCCGUGGCGACUCCCGGGGCCGCGGCUUCGACGACGGCUGGCGCCGGCCCGGCAUUCACUUUUGGUGCUGGGGCCUCCGCCAGUGGCAGCAACACCGCCACGACUGUGGCCGGCACCGGUGGGCCCUCCUUCACAACCUCGACGGCGCCUAACACCACACCGGCCGCGUCUACGGGCCUCAGCUUCGGCGCUGGGACGGCCGGCGCCACUGCCGGUGCUACGCCUGCCUUCCAAUUUGGCGCGUCGGCUCCCGGUGUCGCGGCUACCACUGCCGCCCCAGGCAGCAUUGCCCCGGCCGGCACCACGCCCGGCCUGACCUUCAGUGCGCCUGGCGCAUCUUCCACCGCCUCCACCACAGCCGCUGGUGCUGCCCCUGCCGCUGGUGCUGCCCCUCGCGCCGAUGGCCAGCCGGCGUUCGGCGGCUUUGGCGGCUUCUCAACCACUCCGGCAGCUAGUGGCACUCUGGCGGCCCCUGGUGCUGCCGGCACCCCGGCUGCUGCCCCCAGCAGUGCCCCAGGCACGGCGUUCACUUUCAAUGCAUCGGCCAGCCCCGCUCUCGGUGCCACGCCAGCCCUCGGUGCCACUCCGGCGGUGAGCAGUCCAUCGGCGCCGGCCGGGCAGUUUGGCUCGGGCCUGGGUGUUGGUUUCGGGGCCGGUGCCAGCGCGAGCACCAAUCCAGGCUUCGGCUCCUCAAGUGGCUUGACCUUCGGUGCUGGUGCCGCCGGUGCUGCUGCUGGUGGCGCGGCGCCCGGAGGCGGCUUCGGCGCCGGUGGCUUUGCUUCCGGCGGCUUCGGUAGCAACACCGGUCCCACCCCAGGCGGCUUCGGCGCCCGGCCCACUGCCACUGCCACUGGCGCCUUUGGCAGUGGUACUGGCGGUAGCAGCGGCACCGGCAGCACCACCGGUGGUAGUGGUGUUGUCGGCGCCGGUGGCUUUGGCCAGCCGCCCGCCGGCAGCGCUCCCGCUCCUGGCCAGUUGCAAUUCGGCUCGCCAGCGCCCGGUGGCGCCGCACAGCCCGGCGCCCCGACCGGCAACUUCUUCGGGUCUACCAGCUCGUCGGGCUUUGGCGCGUCGGGCAGCUUCGGCUCGCCGGGCUUUGGCCGGGCGGCCGGAGCCACCAAUGCCCCCGGUGGCACCGGCGCCCCUGCCGGCGGGUUCGGCGGUGGGUUUGGCGGCGGGGCUCCUGGCGGCGGGUUUGGUGGCAGCGGGUUCGGCAGCGGUGGUGGCGGCGGCGGCGGCGGCGGCGGCGCUCCUGCUGUCGGAUUCGGCAACUCGCCCACCAUUACCUCGACCACCGGUCCGGCUGGUGGCUUCGGCGUUCCGGCCGGUGGCUUUGGAGCCCCCGGUGGCGGGUUUGGCACUGGCACUGGCGCCGGUGCCGGUGGCUUCGGCCAGCAGCAGAGUCACCCUGCCUCGCCGUCACCCUCGAUGGGCGGUGGGUUUGGCACGCCCGGCUUUGGCCAGCAGCAGGCCCAGCCUCAGGGAUCCUUUAAUUUCACUCCAGUUGGCGGGGCGACCGUCCCCGGUGCUGGGCCGCCCCCGCCGGGGAUGGGUUUUGGCGGUGGUUCCAGCAGCAAUCAGCAUACCCCCUUCUCCUUCAACAUCGGCAGCGAGAGCUCCAGUUCCAACAACUCGGCACGUCGCGGUGGCAGUGGCUACCGCAACCGCCGCCGGUGAUCGGAGUCAGCACCCACAAGACCGGGGAAAGUUGCAUCCUUUGCCCUUUCUACCUACCCCCUCUUUUUCCCCCUAUAUCUCUCUUUCUCCCUCCUCUUCCUGCAUGUCUUCCCCCUUGUGUAGGCCUCCAUGGGUUCCACACCUCCCUCCCUCCCUCUCUCGCUCUCUCCCU
Molecule: messenger RNA, 4546 nt
Organism: Fonticula alba
Lineage: Eukaryota; Rotosphaerida; Fonticulaceae
Exons: 5
Coding region: 106-4374 (1422 amino acids)
Source: RefSeq, a predicted model, not a curated record